AUGAACAGCUCGUGCGAGAUCCCUCGAGGGAAGGAAAUUUCCAACAGCCAAGUCAACGAUGACUUGCCGACUGCAGAGGCACUCAAGAUCGCUGAUGGAAUUGAGGUCCUCGAUGGCAAGGGACAGAAGCAUACCUUCAAGAGCAUCUACAGUGGACCUGGACUACCCCGUCGAGUUCUCGUUGUCUUUGUUCGCCAUUUCUUCUGUUGCUCAUGCGUGAGCUACACCAGCUUUCUUGCCAAAAACGCGACCCCAGAAAAGCUCCAAGAGAUAAACACCGAAAUCGUAAUAAUAGGUCACGGCGAUCCCAGAACAGUCGACAUGUAUCGCAUAGACACAGGCUGCGAGUUCCCCAUCUACACUGAUCCAUCUGAAGAGCUUUACAAAACGCUCGGCAUGAUUCGGACGUGGGAAGAAGGACCUCCGAAUAAGUAUAUACCCAUCUCGCCUUUUUGGAAUGCGUGGAUGUCCAUGAAGAAUGCGUUUUGGAAGUUACUGGAGGGGUAUCCUGUGUGGAACUGGGGUACCACGAAUCAACAGGGCGGAGAGUUCUUGUUUGUUGGGGAGGGAGAUGAUAAGAAGGUGACUUGGUGUCAUCGGAUGAGGAAUUCGAGAGAUCACACGGAUACUGAUGAGAUUUUGGAGGUAUUGGGGCUCAGCAAGUGA
Fusarium tjaetaba is the source of this 666-nucleotide messenger RNA. RefSeq lists its product as uncharacterized. The record is from RefSeq and is a predicted model, not a curated record. Bases 1 to 666 code for a protein of 221 amino acids. The transcript is spliced from 2 exons. Lineage: Eukaryota; Fungi; Ascomycota; Sordariomycetes; Hypocreales; Nectriaceae.